Molecule: messenger RNA, 1685 nt
Organism: Salvia miltiorrhiza (redroot sage)
Lineage: Eukaryota; Viridiplantae; Streptophyta; Magnoliopsida; Lamiales; Lamiaceae
Product: rhodanese-like domain-containing protein 4, chloroplastic
Exons: 8
Coding region: 165-1316 (383 amino acids)
Source: RefSeq, a predicted model, not a curated record
GAUGGUUUCUCAGCCACACAAUCACAAAACAGCUGAUCAUCUACUGCCCCACGUGGCAACCCAUAAUUGGUCAGCCCACUCCACCUCAGCGCUCCACCCUCCCAAAAAAGCUCCUCUCUUUCAGAUUUUGCAGAGCCUUUGGAGCUCAACAACUAGCAGGCGAAAUGGAAGCCCUCAACGCAGUUGGAGUCAAACCGCUCCCAAUUCUCGCCAAACAAACCGACCCCAACAAAUAUCCCACCCUUUCUCCCGUCAAAAUUCAAUCUUUUCCCAGCUGCGCCACCUCGAAUCGCGCAAUCUCCACUUCAGGAGCUCUCAACGGCGGUUUAGCGCUGCUGUCUUCGUUUCUGAGCCCUAAUUUAGCUGAAGCGUUGACAUACGACGAAGCCCUGCGGCAGUCCGAUUUCGACGUCGGUGGAGCUCUCGACGGCUUGAUCCGCUUCGCGGCCGAGAAUCCCAUAAUCGCGGGCGGUGGGGCGGCGGUUGUGGCGGUGCCGGUGGCGGUUGCUUGGCUGCUGCUCGGAAAGGCGAAGCCGUGGGGAGUGGAGAGCGCGAAAACAGCCUAUGCGAAAUUGGGGGACGAUGCGAAUGCUCAGUUGCUUGAUAUAAGAUCAACGGCGGAGAUUAAGCAGGCGGGAAGCCCCAAUAUCCGAGGCCUGAAGAAGAAGCCGGUGGUAGUUUCUUACAACGCCGAUGACAAGCUAGGGUUCUUGAAGAAGUUGAAUUUGAAGUUUAAGGAGCCAGAAAAUACCACAUUGUUCGUAUUGGACAAAUUUGACGGGAGCUCUGAGCUUGUGGCGGAGCUGGUAACAUCUAACGGCUUCAAAGCUGCAUAUGCAAUAAGAGAUGGUGCAGAAGGGUCAAGAGGAUGGGUGAAUAGCGGCCUUCCUUGGAUACCUCCGACGACAAUAUUUGAUAUCAAUAAUGUGAUUGAUACUUUGGGGGAGGGUGUGCCUGUGGCCCUCGGCAUUGCUGCUGCUGCUGCUGGUCUUGGAUUAUUGGCUUUUACAGAGGCUGAAACCAUUCUCCAAGUUUUAGGUUCAGCAGCUGUUGUGCAGUUUGUGAGCAAGAAACUCCUAUUUGCAGAGGAUAGAAAGAAAACCAUCAAACAAUUUGAAGAGCUGCUAAACACCAAGGUUGCUCCAAAGGAGCUGGUGGACGAUAUCCAGCAAAUCGGGAAGGCGAUUCUACCUGAACUUAGUGAACGCAGCGUGCCUGUCGCUGCAGAGGCUACCGACGUUCCAAGGCCGCUUUCGCCAUACCCUAAUUAUCCUGAUUAUAGACCUCCAUCGUCGCCCACGCCGUCGCAACCCUAAUGCAACCACGUCUAUGUGCACUUGUUCUUUCGUUACUACAACCACAUUUGGUGUAAACUAUAACUCUAUUUAAAAUGUAGAGUAUUAAAUAGCUACGACGAUAGUUAUGUAUAAUGAUGAACGUUUAAAGUAGUCUUUGGCCUCGGUCACUAUUACGAUAUUGUUUGUUUUCGUAUUAGACUUUGCAUAAUUUAUAGCUUGUGGCUUUUUCUAAAAAAGUAUAAGUUCACAAUUGGUGUUAAGAGUUCAUAAUUUAAUUAGCAUGGGGGUACGUACCACAUGUACUUUCGUGGGAUUUUUAUAAUUGAAUUCUUUGUACGUAUUUCACUCUACAAAUUAAUACACAUUAUGUGUAUAUUUAUGUCAUCA